Pogona vitticeps (central bearded dragon) is the source of this 1760-nucleotide messenger RNA. RefSeq names its product USH1 protein network component sans (gene USH1G). Gene Ontology annotation, biological process: sensory perception of light stimulus; equilibrioception; sensory perception of sound. NCBI's taxonomy places the organism in Eukaryota, Metazoa, Chordata, Lepidosauria, Squamata, Agamidae. Gene Ontology annotation, molecular function: protein binding. The record is from RefSeq and is a predicted model, not a curated record.
GACCCAGGGGAAUCCACAGAAGAUCCUCUCAUGCAUUCAAUAUGAGGAGUUCCUCCCCUCGCUGGUCAGGGAUUCUCAAGUGUCCUAGUAACAAAGCUGCCUCCCUCUCUCUUUGGGGCAGCUGCUUUCCUAGGUCCCUCUCAUUCUUCUUGCUUUUCUAGUCCUCUACUGUCCCCCUCUCUUCCUUCCUAAUGAAAUGGCCAGGGACUAAGGCUGCAGCAUGAAUGACCACUACCACAGGGCGGCCAGGGAUGGCUAUCUGGAUUUGCUAAAAGAAGCCACCAAGAAGGAACUGAACUCCCCCGAUGAGGAUGGCAUGACCCCAACCCUAUGGGCUGCCUACCAUGGCAACCUGGACGCAUUGAGGCUAAUAGUUAGCCGAGGGGGUGACCCAGACAAAUGUGAUAUCUGGGGGAACACGCCUCUCCAUCUGGCAGCAGCCAAUGGCCAUCUGAAUUGUUUGUCCUUCCUGGUGUCUUUUGGGGCCAAUAUUUGGUGUCUGGACAAUGACUACCAUACACCGCUGGACAUGGCAGCCAUGAAGGGCCACAUGGAGUGUGUGCGUUACUUGGAUUCCAUAGCUGCCAAGCAGAGCAGCCUCAACCCCAAAUUGGUGGGCAAGCUGAAGGAUAAGGCCUUCAAAGAUGCAGAAAAGCGCAUUAAGGACUGUGUGAAGAUGCAGAAGAAGCACCAUGAAAGGAUGGAGAAGAGGUACAAGAAGGAGAUGUCUGACUACUCGGACACCAUGAGCUUCUCCAGCUACUCCAGCAGCACUUUGAGCAGGAGGUUCCAAAACAUGUCUAUGAUGACUUCCUUGCCAUAUUCUCAGGCCACCAUUCAUGGCACCGCCAAGGGCAAGACCAAGAUUCAGAAAAAGCUGGAAAAGAAGAAGCAAGUGGAUGGGACUUUCAAAAUCUAUGAGGAUGGGAGGAAAAGUGUGAGGUCCCUGUCUGGCUUACAGCUGGGCAAUGAUGUUAUGUUUGUGAAACAAGGCACGUAUGCUAGUCCAAAAGAGUGGACCCGGCGCAACAUUCGCGAUAUGUUUCUGACUGAUGAAGACACCAUCUCCCGUGCCAUAAGUGAUCCAGGUUUGCACAUGGACUCAGCCCAUUCUGAAGUCAGCACUGAUUCUGGUCAUGAUUCUUUAUUCAAUCGCCCUGGGCUUGGCACCAUGGUUUUCCGUAGGAACUAUGUCAGCGGUGGACUUUUUGGGAUCGGGCAGGAUGAUCCCAUGCUGGGGGAGGGUAACAUGGAUAGGAUGGGUAUUAAACUUCACAGCCACCUGCAGCGCUCGCCAAGUCUCAACGACAGCAUCGGCAGUGCCAACAGCCUGCAGGAGAGGAAUGUGGAGGAACUGCCAUGGGAUGAGAUGGAACUGGGCCUGGAUGAUGAUAUUGAACCUGAAACCAGCCCCUUGGAGACCUUCCUGGCAUCCUUGCAUAUGUUUGAGUUCAUCUCUAUCCUUAAGAAGGAGAAGAUCGAUCUGGAAGCUCUUAUGUUGUGUUCGGACAAUGAUCUGAAAAGCAUCAACAUUCCACUGGGGCCCAGGAAAAAGAUUCUGGAUGCCUGCCAGAGGAGGAAACAGACUUUGGAGAACCCCAAUAUCAUAGAAGACACUGACUUGUAAGCAACAGAGCCCUAGCUUCAUACUCAUGGAUACGCAUGGGUCUUCAACACGUGACGAGCCUAACUUAGAAGGGCCCUUCUUAUGUAUACAUCACGUUAUGUAUUUGAAGAAUAAGCACUUGUACCUCAGUAGA